Molecule: messenger RNA, 785 nt
Organism: Caenorhabditis sp. 36 PRJEB53466
Lineage: Eukaryota; Metazoa; Nematoda; Chromadorea; Rhabditida; Rhabditidae
Source: the annotation of a GenBank genome assembly
AUGUGCAUAACACGCAAAACCGUCAAGAACAAUACCGAGUUGGACCCCGCCGGCGCGAAGCCGAAAAAGAAAGUUCUUCUAAAGAAGAAGGCGGCGAAGAGCGGCUCGACCGAGUCAAAGUCCACGGUCUCGCCGGCCGUCGCCGAACUCGCUUCGCAAUUGGAGCAAGAGAAGAGAACGGUCGACGAGACGCCGGUGGACGGAACGGCGGACAAGGUGGACAAGGAGAAGGAGAAGGAGCCGGCCAAGUCGGGCGAUAAACGGCCGGGCCCGAAGAGACCGAGCGCCGACGCGAAUCCGCACAAUUCGCUCUCCGGGGUUCGAGGGAACACGGGCGCUAAGAAGAAAGCGAGGAACUUCAAGUGGGGACAGGUGGAUCGCGAUGAACUCUCGGUGGGUUAAGGUACUUGGUUGAUUUCACUCAAGACAUUUUCCAGAUAAACAAUGAAAUGUCCGAGUAUCUGGAGAACGCGCAGUUGACGAAAUUGAUGUCGCACGCCGAUGUGAAGGCUCUGAUGAACAACCAGAAUGCGCCGGGAGCGGAUGCGGAAGAGAACAGCUGUCGGGUAGGAAGAGGGGUGAAAGCGGAUUGAAAGAAGGGAACAAUUAAGGAUACGGUGGAAGAAGUCGACAGCGAAAUGGAGGAAAUGGCGUUCCCGCCACUGCUCGCUCCUAUCGUUCAAGAAGAAGAGAAGGGAUUCGGGCUUCUCCCGCAUCCGCAAGAAGCGAAAAAAGCAGACGGCGGCGGACAGAAUGACACCAAAAAAAUGGACGUUGUCAUCUAA